GCAGAUCCAGUCACAAUAACUUUAAUCAGCUUGUUGGAGAGAAAUCUACCUUUCUAGAAUCUAAGCUCCUGUUAGACAAUCAUACAGCUAUGAUUUCCAUUGGAGGACUCGCAGGAUUUUGGGUGAUUGCACUGCUGGCUCUUCAUGGUGUAACUGGAGAGACCCGAAUAAACUCUCUCGGAGAGCCUGACAUCCCUUUCCCACCUGCCCGUCCUACGACUCAGAACAUCGCUGCCAUUUGCCAACAAGGUCAGGGUCGUCCUAGAUACCCAGACAGCUUCUUCCCGAGUUCCAGUGGCAGCCACUUCCGCCGCCUUGGAAAGGCCAUCAACCGCCUGGAGUCAUGGUACACUUUGUGCUGCCGUGGACAGGCACAGUACAGCACCCAGGUCGUCUGCUGCGCUGAGCAAGCUUGGAAACAAGCCCUGUCUCAGUUCUGUGUGGAAGAAUACGCCACCAUGACGCUCGCAUAUGAGUGCUGUGCAGACAGAGGAGAUGCUCGAUGGACGUGCUUCAACAGCGAGCUACCAAACCCAGACUAUGACCCAACACCAGGCUACACUGCACCCUCAGUCCAUCAGGAGGCAGGAUUCAUCUUCAAUCCUCAUGCUUGCUAAAGGUGAAACAAGAUGUGCUUUGUGCCGCUUUGGGCAGGGAGAUUAGAUAAAUGUGCUCAGACUGGACAAACCUGCAUUAGAAGAAUGUACAAGCUGAGCUAAUAAUAAUAGUGUGUAUUGUUCAGAUCUUCACAGAGGAGGGUAGGCGUGGUGGUUGUGUUUAUGCUGUCAGGUUGACAACAGCAUUUUGACAGUUCUCUAUUUUAAUCAAGCUGUGGCACAACAACAGGAAAAACAUUUUCACAUGCAAAUGUUCAUUAAUAAAACUCUGGACUUCAAAACUUCAAA
Messenger RNA from Larimichthys crocea (large yellow croaker), 905 nucleotides. It is a transcript of the gene ecm1a, whose product is annotated as extracellular matrix protein 1a. The transcript has 3 exons. Lineage: Eukaryota; Metazoa; Chordata; Actinopteri; Sciaenidae. Gene Ontology annotation, cellular component: extracellular region. The record is from RefSeq and is a predicted model, not a curated record. The coding region runs from base 90 to 617 and encodes 175 amino acids. Gene Ontology annotation, biological process: regulation of bone mineralization; signal transduction.